Messenger RNA from Soboliphyme baturini, 1485 nucleotides. The record is from the annotation of a GenBank genome assembly. Lineage: Eukaryota; Metazoa; Nematoda; Enoplea; Dioctophymatida; Soboliphymatidae.
AUGGAUACAGCUUGUGGCCUCAACCCGAUUUGGACUGAGGAACCGCUUGACUCGCAGAUUGAGCGGUUGUUGAAGAUUUUUCAGCGUAAUUCUGCGUUUUUGCAGGGUCUUCUCUAUCGUUUUCGUAAUUGUCAAACUUCAGAAGACGGGAAAAAAGCGAAUUCAAUUUUGUGCCGUCCUGCAGGCUUCGUCUGCUCUUUCCAGUUCAUCAGUGUGCUGCUGAUGCAACAGUUGUCGUCCUUGUCAAUUGAUGACCUUCUGACUGUCAUUGAUUACGUACAACACUGUAUAUCAGACGAGAUGGACUUUCUGUGUCUGCCCAUGCUGGACAUCACAGAGCUCCUGUUGUACCUGAUUGAAAACUCUCCAUCACCGGUUCCUCAACGCAGCUAUGUUUGUUGCGCUAAGCUGUACGAAGCGUUUCAGAAAUCUAUCUCCACCGGUACUGAACUCACCACUCCAGCUUGUUCAACACUACUGGAACGACUUCUUUGUUUCAUGUCUGGUCUCAUGACGCGACCAACUGAGCUUGUUAGAAGAAUGGCCUUGACGGAGUUAAAAUUGCUGAUUCCAAUCGCUAUAAAGGCGGAUGUGUUCAAGAAACUUCGAAAUCGUGUAAUCUCUGCUGUAUGGUUCAUGCGUUUCGACAAAGUAUCAGAUUUGUGUAUCGCUGCUUCUGAGCUCUGGUUCAAUUGCAAUUUCGUCAUUGAAAAGGAGAUUCUUGAUCAGUUGAUCGAGUCGUUGGAUCAUGUGCCAAUAGAGUUUUACGAUCAGCUAUCAGAAGCGAUCGCAAAAGGUGUGGCGAUAAAACUACCCUUGGUUUCUGCGGUGCUCAGCAAACUGGACAAAUUGUACAAUGAAAAACUGGAGGUUGCUCCACCACUGUACGAUGACUUCGGACGGAUGGUGUUUGAAGGAGGUGUCGAUCGAUUUCAAAUACGUUGUGCCAUUGCCAUGUGUCUAAUGAAGAUGUCGUUAAUCAUUCUCGAAACUGAUAUUAAGCAGUUCUUUGGUUUUGUAUUGCACGGUGUGAAUGAUCGUAAUCAAGAAGUGCGGGACUACAUGGUCCUGGCGGGCGUCAAUGGGAUCAAAAUACACGGCAAAGCGCAACUGGGCCAACUUCUGCAAUCCCUGGAAGAAAGACUUGACUCCCUGGAAAGCCGAGCAGACAGUGAUUCGCUACAGAAAGCAAUCAUAGUUUUGCUAGGUCUUGUUAAAGGAAUUAGCAUCCUUUUGUUGCGUCAGUUGGAAAUAAUGAACAGACUGACCGUCGCGAUUCAGGAUAAGAAAAAUGCCCGAAAUCGUGAAGCCGCGAUCAUCGCUCUCGAGGUGUUCUGCACCAUCCUCGGCAAGUUGUUUGAACCUUUCGUCGUACACAUGCUCUCUGAUUUAUUGCUUUGUUUUGGCGAUCAGGAUCUUCAUGUUCGAAAGGCCGCAGACGAUUGUGCUAAAGUGAUCAUGAAAAACUUGAGCGCACCGAGCGUU